AUAUGUCUACGCUAUCUCGGUGAGAAUGGAUAUCAACAAGGUAUUGUUCAGGAACUUGGUGUUAGUUAAGCAACGGUAUCUCGGACUGUGGAUAGAAUUGUGCAUAGUUGCACAGUCGAACGAAUGGAUCAAGUUUCCAUCUAUCAAUCCUGAACUGAUGGAGGCCAAGCGGAUAUGGCAAAGCAUGUAUAAAUUUCCGACAGCGAUUGGUGUAAUCGAUUGUACACAUAUAGGAAUCCUGAAACCAAAUCGCCAUGGAGAUGAGUACAUCAACCGAAAAGGGAAACCUACUUUAAAUGUGCUUGUGAUGCCAGAGAGAUGUUCACAAGUGUUGAUGUCAGUUGGCCUGAAUCAGUGCAUGAUUCCAGAAUAUGGAGAAAUUCACAGACUACUCGUAUAUCACUAA
This is a messenger RNA of Acanthoscelides obtectus, 406 nucleotides long. Lineage: Eukaryota; Metazoa; Arthropoda; Insecta; Coleoptera; Chrysomelidae. The record is from the annotation of a GenBank genome assembly.